ACUAUGUCCAAGCUUUCAAGCUUCCUCUCGCCGUGUCUCUUGGUUUUGUUUCUGUUCCUCCGGCGAUGCAUCGCCGACGUCGGCACCGCCGCCUUCUACGCCCCGCCGUACAUCCCGACGGUUUGCUACGGCGAGGAAACCGGCGAGUUCCCUCCGGGCAACCUCUUUGCGGCUGCCGGGGAGGCGAUAUGGGACGGCGGCGCAGCCUGCGGGAGGUUCUACAUGGUCAGGUGCCUCAGCUCGGCGUCGCCGAGGGCGUGCGUCGCCGGCGGCUCUGUCAGGGUGAAGAUCGUCGAUCAGGGGAGCGCGCUCGGGUCGCCGCCGUCGAAGAACGGCACGACGAUGGUGCUGUCUUUGGAGGCGUACCGGAGGAUAGCCAGCCUCAGGGCUGCUUCUGUGAACAUCGAAUUCAUGGAGUCAGACCUUUAAUUUAAUUUGAAUGCGAAGAUUAAUAAAUCUGCUUGCACAAGGUUUGAUCUGAAACUUGGAGAUUUCUGAAAAAGAUUGUAAA
Zingiber officinale is the source of this 511-nucleotide messenger RNA. RefSeq names its product EG45-like domain containing protein. The transcript has 2 exons. Bases 4 to 429 code for a protein of 141 amino acids. Lineage: Eukaryota; Viridiplantae; Streptophyta; Magnoliopsida; Zingiberales; Zingiberaceae. The record is from RefSeq and is a predicted model, not a curated record.